AUGAGCGAUGAAGAGGAAAUCGAAGAAUUGGUAGAAGAAAUGGUCAGAAAAGUGGAGGAAUUUCGAGAACCGGAGGAAAACUAUCCAGACGAGGAAAAUGUUGGCGAAUGGCCUAAUCAAGUAGGCGGAGCUUCUUUAAAUGUUCUUCGGAAGCGUGAAGCAAAAACCAAAGGAGAACUUGAAGGGGUUUCUGUUGUGGCACUGGAUAUAGAAAUUCCGAAUGAUUUUAUGGUUGAUCCUGAUGGAGCAGAUCUUUUUGCUGAUAAUGUGAUCCGACUGAUCCGCCAAAAUGCCCCACCAACAGGAUCCGGAACGAUAAUGAAGGCCGGUGUUUUGUUCGAAUCUCCAGAGAUCACAGAUGGUGUUGGUCUAUGUUUCAAGGAAAUGUCGAAGAUUACUACGGAAGAUAUCGUCAACAACUUGGACAAUAUGUCACAGUCGAACAGAUCUCCCCUCGAGCUCGACGUACCACGACUGUUGAUGCAGAUCACAUACCUCCAUCCACCAAAAGGAAGCGGGGUGAAGAGGUAUCGUCUGGAGAAUCUGCUGAACACCAUCGCUUUGGAGAAGAGAAAAAGAAGACGUCUUGAGGCGGAUGAGGAGGACUUUGAGGCUCUCCACAACAACGAGGAGGUGGUGGCUGAAAGAGAGGGUCACGACUUCAUCGAUAUUGAAUGUGACGAAGGAUCAGAUGAAGAGUCGGAGGACGAUGAGGCUGUGGCGCAGAGACCUGACAAAUCAGGUGUUGUCAUGAGGAAUAAUGUGUCUGACGAUUGUCUCCCUCAUGCGCUCUACCAGGCUCUAAUGUAUCACGAAUACAAAACUUCAAGACCGAGAAGAACCGUGUCAAAUAUGUAG
Messenger RNA from Caenorhabditis remanei, 858 nucleotides. RefSeq lists its product as uncharacterized. The record is from RefSeq and is a predicted model, not a curated record. The transcript has 3 exons. The coding region runs from base 1 to 858 and encodes 285 amino acids. Lineage: Eukaryota; Metazoa; Nematoda; Chromadorea; Rhabditida; Rhabditidae.